Molecule: messenger RNA, 561 nt
Organism: Spirometra erinaceieuropaei
Lineage: Eukaryota; Metazoa; Platyhelminthes; Cestoda; Diphyllobothriidea; Diphyllobothriidae
Source: the annotation of a GenBank genome assembly
AUGGAUGGCGUCCCGCAGCUGGCAUUAUCGAAUCACCACAGAGGCAGUUUCGCCAGCAGCUUGCAUUUCUUCCAGACGCUGGGCCAUCUGGCUGUUAAAAAGCAAACGGUAGGCAGACAAAAUCAGCAAAAUAGUAUUCAGCUUACCUGGUGGUCGCCUACGUUGUGGCCACCAGCGGUGUUGCGGGCUGGGCCUCAUCUCAGAGAUGACGAGGUUAUGGUCGGUCCAUUGGUCGGCGUCGCAGAUCGCCUUGGUCAUCAUCACGUUCUGUCGACUGCGCCGCCGGACGUUACGAUAGUCCAGGAGCUGUCAGCGCCGCCAUCAGGGGUGCUUCCAGAUUGCCUCGUUCUGCAUCGGCAGGCAGAAAAUGGUGUUGGUCAGCAGGAGACAUUGUUCUGCGCAGGUUCGCAGAAGAAAGAGACCACCGUCGUUGCAGCUGUCGAUCCCGUGAGGACCCAGCCCUCUCCUCCAGGCUGCACAGUCUGUCCCGACGCGCGCGUUGAAGUCACUAAGGAAAACCUGCUUGUCCACCUUCGACACAGGUGCCAGGAGGACGCGUAA